AAAACAAUUCACAAGACUCAUAUGGACUGUCGGAGCCAAAUAUGCACUUAAACAACGAUAAAAUAAAGCAAUCUAGUUGAAAUGCCAAGUUAUUCAGUCACGUGGGAAUAGUGAUUGUGUCCCUGUCUUCUCGUUUCUAUAUCAGAUGCUAUACGACUGCUGAGUGACGGGGCGAUAUGCCAAGAUAGCGGCGCUAAGUCGCAGUGGUUUUCUUAACAUUUCUGUCUUUCAUAAGACGGCGCCCUGACUCUUUCUCUCUCUUCCUCCCUCUCCCUCUGUUGCGAUGCACACAACUCUUCGCGCCUGCAGACGCUCUCCGCUCUCCAGAUCUCGAGGACAUCUUUCAGUGAAAGGAAAACUUGGGCGCGCUUCUUUCACCUCGGCGGCUUCACCCCAGUUCGCAGCACAGAAGAAUCAACGUUAAAUCCAUGAAAAAGUCGCGAAGCUUUCAAAACUGUGCCGAUAACCACAGGAUAAGACGGCGUGAUCCUUCAUUCGCAGCAAGGGGAGGUAGUCUGUCCCUCAUUUCCUAAUAAAGGAGGUAGUCUAUAUCGCUGACCACUGUUUAGACAUCGAAGUCGGAAAGUGCAGGCGGUAAAAGAUGCUGAUGACAAGAUUUUUCAAACGUUGAAGAAGAGCGCGACAAGCCUGAAAAAGCUGAACUUUUCAACUGGUGAAAGUGUUGAAUAAGCAAGCAUCAGCACAAACAAAAGUGAAAGGCGGACCAAACAAAAGGCACGGUCCGAAAAGUCAAUUAACACUGCAACACCAAAUAGGUCCUAUUUUUUCUGACUAAAAGGGUCCCUCGUCAACCAGCAAGAUUUCGUCCAAAAGCAGACAAGAGGAUCGCCCUGCGCUGACAAGACUAGUCGGCAGGAAGCGGCUGCUCGCGGCUGGGGUUCUAGGAGUCAUCAUGGUCUUGGUACUGGUGAUUUUGAUCCCGGUCUUAGUAAACUCUGCGGGGACUUCCGCUCGCUAUGAGAUGCUCGGCACCUGCCGAAUGGUGUGUGACCCUUAUGGGACUAAAUCUCCAACUACCGCCACGGCAGACACCGUCAGAGACAACCGCCUUACCCAAUCUCUGCCGACUUUCAUACAGGGGCCAAAGGGGGAGCCGGGACGCUCGGGAAAGGUUGGCCCUAGGGGCCCUCCGGGGGAACCGGGGCCACCCGGUCCAAUGGGCCCGCCUGGCGAGCAAGGAGAGUCCGGGCGUCCUGGAUUACCCGGACCGCCUGGGGCGAAUGGCCCUACAGGGGCAAUCAGUGCGGCUACAUAUAGCACUGUCCCCAAAAUAGCAUUCUACGCCGGCCUAAAAAAGCAGCACGAGGGAUACGAGGUGCUGAAGUUCGAUGACGUUGUAACAAAUCUGGGCAACCACUAUGAUCCUACGACGGGAAAAUUCACCUGCUCUAUCCCGGGGAUAUACUUCUUUAUUUAUCACGUACUGAUGCGAGGAGGGGACGGGACCAGCAUGUGGGCUGAUCUUUGUAAAAAUAACCAGGUGCGGGCCAGUGCCAUCGCCCAGGACGCCGACCAGAACUAUGACUAUGCUAGCAACAGUGUGGUUCUGCACCUAGAGCCCGGGGAUGAGAUAUACAUAAAGCUGGACGGGGGCAAGGCGCAUGGGGGGAACAAUAACAAGUACAGCACCUUCUCUGGGUUCAUCAUCUACGCCGAUUAGUGGAGCCCUUCCUCCCCGGCCCGGGUGUGCGCCCCGUCCUCCUUUCCCCCGACGUCCCCUCCUCGGUCACCCUUUCCCCUUUGUCCCGACGGGAGGGUAGCAGAGCCCCUUCAACUCCGCCGCCAUUCCCAGCGAAGCGCGCCCGCGGGGCGAAACAUCCGCGGACGGGCGACCCAAAGCGGGGAAACCACGGAAACCACGGCCCCCUCCGUGUGGGGGCACCCGUGCCUGCCCUGCUAUGAAAACAAAACCAACAAAUAGUAAACACGUUAUUUAAAAUGUAAACACAAAAAAAUGGCCACAGUAAAACGUGAAGAAUUGGGAGUGGGGGGGGGGGGGGGGGGGGGGGAGCAAUGCGGAAAACGUUCGCUGCCGUUCUACCACCAAAGCUGUUGUCCGUGUGUAUCGUGUUUGUGUAAAACGGAGGCAUUCAUGAGACUUUUCAUAUCACAAAAAUCUGAGAUUGUGCAAUAAUCAUUAUGGUGAUAAUAACCAUGAUGUCUCCAGUAUCAAACAUUACCCUCGUCUGUAUUAUCUGCUUUGAACUGUUCACUGACUGGACAUUCUCUCUGCGCAUUGCCUGCUAAACUGCUUAUUCUGCUGAAAUGAUGUUGUGUAAAAGACAAAAGACUAAAUUCUAUAAGGUACGAUAUCAAAAUGUCAAUUUACUGUUUUACUCAUAUUGGGGGCUUAAUUGAAUUGUAGCCAAAUGGCUCACCUUCCUAAUCAAUCCUUGUGAUGUGGACGUGGCAGCUCAAACAGAGAUUUCUGAAUAGGGUUUUAAGUGCGGGGAAACUUGCACUAGAAGAAGGGUUAAUUUGAGCGUGAUUUAUCGUAGCCACAGCACCUUUGGAGCACCUUAUUUCUCACUCAGUCAUUCCUCAAAACCGUCAAGCAUAAAUUCGAUAAGUGCUUGUGGUUUCAUGCCUGAAUUCUGCUCACACAUUUGAUUCCAAUGAAGGUAUUAUUAGGGGCUAAGUGUUACAGAGGCUUGUGUCAGGUAUUAAACGGAAUACCGUCCAGACAAUAAAAUUGAUCUUACUGUGUGUGGGUUCGACAUCGUGAAAAAUAGUCGAAAUAAUAAAAGGCAAUGAGGGUCAAGGUUUUAUUAGAAAUAAACAAAAAAAUUAAAAUAAAUAAAUAAAUUUGAGUCAUAUCACAAAAGUGUCAAUGAGAACGUAUGUAUCUCGGAUAGUUUAACUUCACUUCAGUCAGCCAAAUGAGUGUCUGCAAUUCUUAAAACAAUAUAAAGACUGUCAAGAAAAAAAGAUGCGAUCAGCAUAAAUAAUCAUAAAUGGUUGAUUAUCCGAAGGCGUCUGUUUUCCUCCUUGUAUCUAAAUGAAGUAAAACGCUAACUCAGCACUGAUAGAACUGUGGGAAGUUGGUAUGAGGGAAGCCGAUUCCGUUUUAGAAAGAAACAACGCAAUGAUCAAAAGUCGCAUUUUUUUUGGCAGGGCACAAUCAGAUGCUCGGCAGACUCGGCUGAAAACUAUUCUCGCCAGCUCGAAGAACCUCACUGAAAUCACGUCACCAAACUGAAUCUUACAUUUUGCCAGCGAAAACUGCUUGUUUCAAUGACCGGUUGAAGGUGUUAUCUCGUGAUGACAAUGGCAGACGAUGCAUGCUCGGUUGCUGUGGAUCCUCUACUUUCGGGAGGAGGAACACAUGGAACUAUCAACAUCCAGCUUUAAGGAGAACAACAGUCAUCUCUGGCACCACAAAGCAGAUUAAUUAUGUUCCUUAUUGUGAGGAGCAAUAGUUCAUUUCAGCGAUCUCUAUUCUUAAGGUCCUUUGGGACAGGCGAUGGGGGACAGAUGGAGACGUAAAUAUUUACAGAUGGAAAAUAAAUAUUUAGCCUAUCAGAUUUAAAAGAUUCAGAGAUUAUGGCAGUUGACUUUUAAACCUGUUCAAUGUUCUUAUUAUGAAUGUCUCUUCGCAAUAUGCUAGCAUGUGAAAAUGAGUCCCCUUCAAAUCAGAAAUGUCCUCGUUCACAGCUUUCUCAAGAUGACAAUAGAUGACAAAUGGACAGACGGACACUGCUUUUGUCAUGUAAGAACAGCUGGGCGCUGGGAAUAUUGUUUCUUUUUUUCCCCCAGAAGGCACUUCUCGUGUAAAAUGUUAUGCUACCUACAUUAAAUGGAUCGACUUGAUCUGAUGGGUGUUUUAUUUUCACAUGAGCUUUUCUGAUUCAUACAUAUCAAAUUGACAUUAAACAGUUGCCUGGACAAGC
Anguilla anguilla (European eel) is the source of this 3911-nucleotide messenger RNA. It is a transcript of the gene c1ql3b, whose product is annotated as complement component 1, q subcomponent-like 3b. The record is from RefSeq and is a predicted model, not a curated record. Gene Ontology annotation, molecular function: protein binding. NCBI's taxonomy places the organism in Eukaryota, Metazoa, Chordata, Actinopteri, Anguilliformes, Anguillidae. The transcript has 2 exons. The coding region runs from base 914 to 1681 and encodes 255 amino acids.